Molecule: messenger RNA, 4166 nt
Organism: Eriocheir sinensis (Chinese mitten crab)
Lineage: Eukaryota; Metazoa; Arthropoda; Malacostraca; Decapoda; Varunidae
Exons: 3
Coding region: 1-966 (321 amino acids)
Source: RefSeq, a predicted model, not a curated record
AUGUCUGCUGCGUUCUGUGCCGCCCCGGGAGGCUUGGAGGAAAACGAGGGGCCAGAUGUCAAAUUCAGGCGGAGAGGUGUCCUGAUACUCUCGUCCGAUAUACAAAGCGUUCCGUCCCGUGCCUUCCCUCCCCCACUUCAGGUUGGGUUCAUCUGGGUGCUAGGUUGCUUGGUUGGGUUCAUCUGGGUGCUAGGUUGCUUGGUUGGGUUCAUCUGGGUGCUAGGUGGCUUGGUUGGGUUCAUCUGGGUGCUAGGUUGCUUGGUUGGGUUCAUCUGGGGGCUAGGUUGCUUGGUUGGGUUCAUCUGGGGGCUAGGUGGCUUGGUUGGGUUCAUCUGGGUGCUAGGUUGCUUGGUUGGGUUCAUCUGGGUGCUAGUUUGCUUGGUUGGGUUCAUCUGGGGGCUAGGUUGCUGGGUUGGGUUCAUCUGGGUGCUAGGUUGCUGGGUUGGGUUCAUCUGGGUGCUAGGUGGCUUGGUUGGGUUCAUCUGGGUGCUAGGUUGCUGGGUUGGGUUCAUCUGGGGGCUAGGUUGCUUGGUUGGGUUCAUCUGGGGGCUAGGUUGCCUGGUUGGGUUCAUCUGGGUGCUAGGUGGCUUGGUUGGGUUCAUCUGGGUGCUAGGUUGCUGGGUUGGGUUCAUCUGGGCGCUAGGUUGCUGGGUUGGGUUCAUCUGGGUGCUAGGUUGCUUGGUUGGGUUCAUCUGGGGGCUAGGUUGCUUGGUUGGGUUGAUCUGGGGGCUAGGUUGCUGGGUUGGGUUCAUCUGGGUGCUAGGUUGCUUGGUUGGGUUCAUCUGGGGGCUAGGUUGCUUGGUUGGGUUCAUCUGGGUGCUAGGUUGCUUGGUUGGGUUCAUCUGGGGGCUAGGUUGCUUGGUUGGGUUCAUCUGGGUGCUAGGUUGCUUGGUUGGGUUCAUUAAGGUUUUUGCCCUGCCGCCCCACUAUCGCUGCAGAAGACUGGCGUGUUAUCUGAUGUGUUGAUAAGACGUGAAGAGUAUGUUCAUGAUGUCACGUUCGAUGAAAACUUAUCCCAUCUCAGUAACUCGUAUAGUUCUUUGUCUAGUUUCGUGCGUAGGUGUAUAGGACAGUUUUUUUUCUCGUUUAAUACAUGGUUUCGUCUGCUUAGUUUUGCAUCUUAAAGUCCCAUUCGUUGAACUAGUAUCACAUUUUCUUUGUUCUUCCUUGUUUAGCUUCGUGUGGGUCCUUGUAUAAUUUAGGGUUUGGUCUAAUUGGAUUCUCAUUUCAAAGUGGCAUUCGUUGACACAAUAUCACAUUUUGCUUAUUCUUCCUUGUUUAGCUUCGUAUACUGCAUAGGCCAUUGUUUUGUUUGUUUUGUUUUUGUUUUGUCUCGUUUAUAUUCUCAUUUCAAAGUCGUAUUCGUUGACACAAUAUCACAUUUUACUUUGUCUUUCUUAUUUAGCUUCGGGAGGGUUCAUAAGCCAUUGUUUUCUUAGAUUGUUUUGUUUUUGUUUUGUCUGGUUUGGAUUCGCAUUUCAAAGUCACAUUCGUUGACACAAUAUCACAUCUUGCUUAUUCUUCCUUGUUUAGCUUCGUAUUACUGCACAGGCCAUUGUUUUGUUUGUUUUGUUUUUGUUUUGUCUCGUUUAUAUUCUCAUUUCAAAGUCGCAUUCGUUGACACAAUAUCACAUCUUGCUCAUUCUUCCUUGUUUAUGUUCGUGUUACUGCAUAGGCCAUUGUUUUGUUUGUUUGUUUUGUUUUGUUUGUUUGUUUUGUUUUUGUUUUGUCUGGUUUGAAUUCGCAUUUCAGAGUCGCAUUCGUUGACACAAUAUCACAUUUUGCUCAUUCUUCCUUGUUUAUGUUCGUGUUACUGCAUAGGCCAUUGUUUUGUUUGUUUGUUUUGUUUUUGUUUUGUCUCGUUUAUAUUCUCAUUUCAAAGUCGCAUUCGUUGACACAAUAUCACAUCUUGCUUAUUCUUCCUUGUUUAGCUUCGUAUACUGCAUAGGCCAUUGUUUUGUUUGUUUUGUUUUUGUUUUGUCUGGUUAGGUUCGCAUUUCAAAGUCGCAUUCGUUGACACAAUAUCACAUCUUGCUUAUUCUUCCUUGUUUAUGUUCGUGUUACUGCAUAGGCCAUUGUUUUGUUUGUUUGUUUUGUUUGUUUGUUUUGUUUUGUCUGGUUUGAAUUCGCAUUUCAGAGUCGCAUUCGUUGACACAAUAUCACAUCUUGCUUAUUCUUCCUUGUUCAACUUCGUAUUACUACUGCAUAGGCCAUUCUUUUAUUUGUUUAGUUUUGUUUUUGUUUUGUCGGGUUUGAAUUCGCAUUUCAAAGUUGCAUUCGUUGACACAAUAUCACAUCUUGUAUAUUCUUCCUUGUCUAGCCUCAUAUUACUGCAUAGGCCAGAUAUUUUUGCUUGGUUAGGUUUGGUUUACAUCUUGAAGUCGCAUUCGUUUAAAAAUCACAUGAGCCUAGGGAGCCGAUUGGUUGGAUGAAGGGAGGGCGGAGUUAAGAGGGAGUGGGCGGGGCGUGGGCGGGGCUUCUGGGUUAGUUUAGUGUGUACGAUGAUUUUUUUUAUAGCGCACAUUUUUCAUUACGGAUAUUUUCACUGUGUUAUUGCAGUUUCUCUAAUAUCACAUCACAUCUUGCAUCUUCAACCUUGCUAAGCUCUUUUCGGUGCAUAGAUCAGUUUGUGUAGAGUUUGUGAUUUCGUUUCAUUGUCUUUGCAUCUUCGUCUCAUUCAUUCAAAACUAAUGGGAAAAAAUAUACAAAAGAUGAUAUCCAUUCUAAUAGAUACGGAGAUGAGCACAGGGGUCACGCGCAGUUAUAGUUUUAUCCUUCCAGCAUAAAAAAAAAUAGCCUCGUCUAUCUAUCUUUGUGUUUUCUUCUGCUUCUCCUUCGCCUUCAUUUCCUUCACUUCAAGCUAUCAUUUUUAGGCUUUCUCCUUCUUCUCCUUCUUUUCUUCACUUCAAGCUAUGCAUUUUUAGGCUUCUUCUUAUUAUUAUUUUCUUCACUUCAAGCUAUCUGUAUCUAGGCUUUCUUCUUUUUCUUCGCCUUCCUUUCCUUCACUUCAUGCUGUCUGUUUCUAGGCUUUGUUUUCCUCCUUCGUCUUCACUUUCUUCAUCUCAAACUAUCUGUUAUUUGGCUAUUUUUUCCUCCUUCGUCAUUUCCUUCACUUCAAGCUAUCCACUUUUAGGCUUUCUUUUUCUUCUCCUUCAUCUUAUAUUCUUCACUUCAAGCUAUCUAUAUUGAGGCUUUCUUCUCCUUCAUCUUCCCUUCCCUCACAUCUCUUUCACUUUCAUUUUCUUUAUCUAAAUCUCUCAGGUGUUUGAAGAUUACUGGAUAGGUGAUUUAUAAGGUCCGUAUCCUUCCUCUGAACCUGAUUCCUCGCUUACUUAUAAUAACAGACAAUUCAAGGGUGAAAAAACGAUAUAGAAAAGCCUACUAUGUCGCUGCUCCCUCAAAACAUACAACGGAUAACAGCUAAACAGAAAUAUACAAUGAUCAAAUCCACUCUUAUGAUCGCCCUUCCUUGUAACUAUUAAGAAAUUCACCGUACACAAUAACCUGACGCAUAAGCCCCGCCCUCUUUCGUAGCCUAGGAAGCCGAUUGGUUGGAUGAAGGGAGGGGGCGGGGCGAGGGCGGGGCUUCUGGGUUGGUUUAGUGCGUACGAUGAUCGCCCUUCCUUGUAACUAUUCAAAGUCACCGUACACUAUAACCUGACGCAUAAGACCCGCCCUCUUUCGUAGCCUAGGGAGCUGAUUGGUUGGAUGAAGGGAGGGCGGAGUUACGAGGGAGGGGGCGGGGCGAGGGCGGGGCUUCUGGGUUAGUUUAGUGUGUACGAUGAUUUUUUUUUUAUAGCGCACAUUCUUCAUUCACAGAGAGACUUGGUUGAAUAAGUGAUGGUUGGUGAUGGUUUUAAAUGAGUGUUAUAAUAAAUAUCUCCUCGUAAGCUUUAAACUACCAAUAAGAGGCAGAAAAAGGGGUAUUAUAAUCUUUUGGUGGCGUCAAAUUAAGGUAAAAAAGUAAAAUAAUAAGAAUAAUGAUAAAAAAUACUAGAGAUAUAAAGAAAUAAAGUGAGUUAAGUUUUUUUUUCCUGUCUCUAUCGUCUUGUUUGCAUUUUUUUUAAUGCUUCGUAAAGUCAAUGUAUUGCUCUCUCUCUCUCUCUCUCUCUCUCUCUCUCUCUCUCUCUCUCUCUCUCUCUCUCUCUCUCUCCCUCUCUCUAACA